AUGGUAUUGAUUACCUCCGAACAAAUCAAGGCUCAGCAGCUGUUGCGUCACAAGCAAGUCCCGAAGAACGCCGUCACUGAUCUCGCUGAAUGGGCCUCGAAGCGGUCGGUAGCAGCAGCGGCGACAAUGCAGCGACACAGGGUUUCAUUCUUCCAAUUGGGUAAGUCCCUGAAAUUUGGGCUCCAUGGUAUCUUUGGUACAUUGGCCACCAUUGCUACCGCGUGGGCGUUGAUCGAUGAAACCGAAACAUCAGUGCUUGUGGCCGUCUACCUGGGAUCCUUGACAGCGGUAUAUGCUUCCUUUCUGCUUGGUCAGGUCCCUCCCGCAUCGCAUGUGGCCCCUGGGAUUGUGGCACCGCACAUUGACGCCUUCAAGGCGGCCAUUGCCUUGAUCUUUUACGUGGGUAUUCGCUGCAUGGAGCCCUACUUCCCAUCGGAACUCCUCUACUUGAGUGCAGUUGUGGCCGCCUGGUGGCCCUUUGUUCCCAAAGCGAUUGAUUGGGCCAAUGGCAACACGUAUUUGCUUGUCUUACCACGGUUUUUUGCCGUGACGUUUGACAUGAUCAAUGUAUCCGUCACAGGCAGUUCCAUCCAAAGGCAUGAUCUACUCGCGGUUCAAAUGUUCCUAUUGGUCUUUAGCUUCCUGUACUCGCUGUCAUUUCGCGUUCAGCACAAGGCCAUGCCACUGAUUAUCUAUGUCGUUACCACAUUGGGAGGGGCUUGUCUCGGCGUGUUCAUCGUCAUGCCCGAAGUCUUUCGUGUCUUGGGAUAA
This is a messenger RNA of Seminavis robusta, 771 nucleotides long. The record is from the annotation of a GenBank genome assembly. NCBI's taxonomy places the organism in Eukaryota, Bacillariophyta, Bacillariophyceae, Naviculales, Naviculaceae.